Bombina bombina (fire-bellied toad) is the source of this 1425-nucleotide messenger RNA. RefSeq names its product phenylethanolamine N-methyltransferase (gene PNMT). Lineage: Eukaryota; Metazoa; Chordata; Amphibia; Anura; Bombinatoridae. The record is from RefSeq and is a predicted model, not a curated record. Gene Ontology annotation, molecular function: phenylethanolamine N-methyltransferase activity. The transcript is spliced from 5 exons. Gene Ontology annotation, cellular component: cytosol. The coding region runs from base 438 to 1232 and encodes 264 amino acids.
GAAUGUGAAAAGGUAGCAUUACACAAGGGGAAAAGGGCAGCAAAAGAAGGGGAGGGGGUAGUGUGUACAUGAGAGGCAAUGUGAAGAUUGGAGGGGGGGAUUGAGAGAGCUGAUUUGGAUAAGAAGAACGUAGCAAUUUGCAUUAUUAUGAAGCAAGAAUCUUUAUGAAAGAACCCCUGCUAACCAACAAGGCCGGAUUGGUCUACCAGGACACCAGGAGAUUUCCCGGUGACGUUUCCACCUCUAAACCAAAAGCCGUGCGUGCCAACUGACAUCCUAGACAAGCUUUUGGUUUAGAGGUGGCAACAUCACAUCAUUGGAGAAGAGCGCUGUGCAGUGGGCAGCUGGAGGCGAUGAGUUAGCUAUAAACUUGUGGCACACACAUAUAUAGGGUGCACACAGGAGCUGCAUAAUUCUCCAGGAUCCUCACAGCAAACAUGAACAGCAUCCAGUCCAUUGCAGACAACUACCAGAAGUUCAAUCCCAGAGCUUACCUGCAGAACAAUUAUGUCCCACCGCGGGCAGACUUCUCAUGUGAGGACAGUGUUGUACCCUGGAAGCUGCGCUGCCUAGCAGAGGCAUGCUCCAAAGGUGAGAUUCGUGGGCGCACACUGGUAGAUAUUGGCUCUGGGCCCACUAUUUACCAGCUGCUGAGUGCAUUUGAGCUGUUCCAGGAAGUGGUGAUGACUGAUUAUCUUGAGGUGAACCGGGAGGAAGUCAAGAGGUGGAUAGAUGAUGAGCCGGGUGCAUUUGACUGGAGUCCAUACAUCAAGCAUGUCUGCAGCCUGGAGAGCAAGGGGGAACUCUGGCAAGAAAAGCAGAAUCGCUUGAGGAAGCGGAUUACCAGAGUGGUUCCAGUGGACAUCCACCAACCCUGCCCACUGGGUAAAGAGUUCACCAGUGGGUCAGUAGAUGCGCUUGUCUCUUCAUUCUGCUUGGAGGCCUGCAGUCCAAACAGAGAGAGUUUUGAGCAAGCACUCAAGAAUAUCACUGGGCUUCUAAGAGCAGGUGGCCACCUCCUGUUGAUAGGAGCUCUGGAGGAGUCUUACUAUCUGGCAGGGGAAGCCAGACUAAGUGUGGUUCCUGUCACUGAGGAAGAUGUGAGGACAGCCCUUUGUAAUGCUGGCUACAGAAUAAGGGAUUUCCGAACCUACUCAAUGCCUCCAAGCAUGAAAGUUGGGGUGGAUGAUGUCAGUGGGAUUUUCUUUGCCUGGGCCCAGAAAAUGCCCUAAAAAUAAGCAUUUUGUCUGAUCUGUGUAUAAAUGGUCAGAAUUUACUAAUUUUACACAAUCUCUCUAUGAAGUUAUGCAAUUCAACUACUUUCUGUAUAUAGUCUGUCUACAUAUAUUAAUUUUAUUCUAUGUUCCAGCUAGAAUUUUAUAGAUGGACUUAAAACUAUCACCAAUAAAGAUGGUCACUAUCUAA